AUGGUUUGCAAGAGGCUCAACGACACCUUCGGGGAGGUUCCGGAAGAUCUGGAUACUCUAGUCCGCCGUCGAGAUGGCCUAGGUUGUUGCAUGACCAACAAUUUGAGGUUGAGCAAGAAGCCACCUGCGGAACAAAGUAUUCCUUUUGAAGCUGUCCAGCCGGCAUACAUCAUUCAUCCAUCGAUACUUCGAAAAAAGGGCGCGUCUUUGGAAGUUCUGGAAGCAUUCCUUUCUCCAUCGGGCUUUGCACAACUGAAGUCUCUAGUGGGUAAUCACGACGAUAUCCAAGCUGCUCUGCAAAACGUGUGGUGCUUAUCGCCUAGCAUGCAUGGGGCAAUUUGGAAUGGUGAUUUAAUUAUAUGGGAUCAAGCUACUAGAUAUAUCCAAAAUCAGAAUUCGGACUGUACACUUAGUGACGAUGAGAUGCGCGAGAAAUACAAAGACACGUAUAUCCUCACAAGAUGCAGGUUGUGGCUACAGAUUGAAGGUCUGAAGUAUGCAGAUGGCACUAAUUGCACCGGCUAUGCCUCCGUUCAUCUAUCUUCAUCUGACUCGGCCCUGAAACUACCCAACAAAUUCCUGUCUCACAUUCAUGAGCGUUUCGCACACGCACUUGAUUUUUUCUCCAUCGAGGAUGAGAUUGCGAGGGGUUGGCCGAAACCAGAAAGAGGUAUGUUCGAAUAUUCUGCGCGAUUCAUUCAUAGCCCCUAA
Molecule: messenger RNA, 711 nt
Organism: Penicillium malachiteum
Lineage: Eukaryota; Fungi; Ascomycota; Eurotiomycetes; Eurotiales; Aspergillaceae
Exons: 3
Coding region: 1-711 (236 amino acids)
Source: RefSeq, a predicted model, not a curated record